Prinia subflava (tawny-flanked prinia) is the source of this 2289-nucleotide messenger RNA. Its product is annotated as basic proline-rich protein-like. The coding region runs from base 1 to 2289 and encodes 762 amino acids. Lineage: Eukaryota; Metazoa; Chordata; Aves; Passeriformes; Cisticolidae. The transcript has 5 exons. The record is from RefSeq and is a predicted model, not a curated record.
AUGGGCACCAGCGUGGUACAGAUCUGCCGCUGCCUGAAGAGCCCUGGCCGCAGCGGCUGGCAGGAAUGUGCCGUGGGAGCGUGGCCAGGCACAGGGCACCUGCCGUGCCACGGCUGGCAGCACCCGGCACGCGCCGGUGCCCGUGUUUCCUGCAUCACCGCAACCGAGGGUCUGCAGCACGGGGGAGAACCCGAACGGCACCGCCCCUGGGGCCUGACCCCGCCGCGCCCCCCGCCCGCACCCAGCCUGAGCGAGGCCCUGGGAGCGCAGCCCGCGCCCGCCUUCGCCUACACCGCAUCCCCCCCUUGUCCUCCUCCUCUUUCCCCCAGUCCGGAGGGGCAUCCAGGCGUCCGGCCCCGCCCCCAAGCACCGGCGACUGCGCGGGGUCCGGCGGGGCCGGUGGUCCGUGGGAUGGGAGCCCCGGGGCGGCCCCGCCGCUGCUUCGGUCUCUGCUGCCCCGGGAAUGCGCCCGCGGGGCGAGGAGCGGAGCCGGGGGGGUCCCGCUUCCUGCAGCCGCCGCCCAUCAGGAGGGGUCCAGGGGUGCACCCGCAGCGCCCCCGUUCCUGCUCCGCAGGGUGCGGGACACCGGGCGUGCACGGCCCGCGCUCCCGCCUCCGGGAACCCGUGCGCGGGACGACCACGCGAAGGUCACGGCCGCGGGAGGGUCAGGGGUGCUGGGGAGAACCCCCACGCGAGAAUCGCGCUCCGCCGGCCCGCGGGGCCCGCACCAUUGUGGGGGGCACACGCAGCCGCACGGCACUGCCGUGGGGAGGGGGGGACGCGCCGCGCCCCCACCCUGCGCCAAGACCCCCGGGCAGGGGAGCACCCCCAAACCGGUUCCACCGGGGUUUGCCCGCGCCCCACGGCGGCCCCAGCCCCCCCAGCGCUCCAGCGGAGCCGUGGGGGUCCCCGGUGCCGUCGGGGGUCAGGCAGGGUGACGCUCAGCCCGGCCUCCCGGUGUGGCUCCCGGUAUCGCUGCCGGUAGCAACCCCCGGCGGGGGGGUCACGGCUGAAGGUCGUGGUCCCGGGGUGACCUUGGCCGUGGCGCCCGCCCGCCCCUGCCUCAGUUUCCCCUCAUCGCACAGCGGGGACUCGCCACAGUCCGGUUGGGACCGCAUCCCUAACCCCGGCGGCGACACCGGACCGGGGGCAGGAUCCGCCCCCCCGGGGCUGGGGGCCACGGCCUGCCCACGGCCCGGCCCCGCGACCUGCCCACGGCGCGGCCCCGCGCCCAUCACCGCAGAGCCACGCCGCGGCCCGGACCCCGCCACGCCGCCACGCCACGGCCACGGGGGGGCCGCGGGGCCGGGGGGCCACGGCUGGGGGGGGCUGCCCCCGUGGCGUGGCGUGGCGGGCGGGGGGCAGCGCCGUGCCCCGCAUGCAGCAGUGGCGGGUGCGGUGGGGGUGGGGGGCGCGGUGCCCCCCCCCGCCCCCACGGGGGAACGCGGCCCCCCCGCUCCACGCCAAACGCCCGGAUUUUCCAAGAAAAAAAAAAUCUUUCCCCGUGUUUUUUCCUCGCGGUUCGCGGCCCCCGAGCCUUGCGAGGGUCCCGAGCCUCCCGACGCGAUCGCCCCCCGACCCCCCCAUUCCACGCACCGAACUGCGCCCGUGCUGAACCGGGGGGGCCCGGGGGGGGUGGCGGUAAACAACCGGGGGGCGGCGGGGCCGGCGGGGCCGCUCGGGCCGUACCUGGGAGCGACGGCGGCGGGCGCGGAGCGGCGGUGCGGGCAGGACGUGGCAUCAGAGGUCCCAGCCAUCCCCGUGACCCCGUGGGAAGGGGAAGCCCCCCACGCUGGCCCCUGCUCGCCCCUCGCCUGCCCCCGGCGCUGGGAACGGCCCCAGCCCCUUCCGGCCCCCCCGGCCCCGGGCCGGAGGCAGCUGUGCCGGGGCGCCCUGCCAAAGCGCCGAGGCCUCGACGCCUUCCCCCCGCCCGGCCGCCCCCGCUGUGCCCCGGGGAGCUGCGACCCCCCGAGCACACCCUGCCACCCCCCACCCCACCGGGGCCAGCAAUCCCUGCCCUCAGAAUUCGGGACUGCUGUGCCAGGGGGGGUCUCCAGCAGGGCUCCUCUGAGCCCCUCCUUCGUGGGGACCCCCGUGGUGUUUGUUCCCCCGCCAGCUGUGGGAAAUGAGCCCCCCCUGCACAGGAAAUCCCUCCUCAUGGAUAGGGCUCCCCCCCCGGCGGGACCCCCCCGCUGCCGGGGCCCCUCGCCGGCUGGGCAGCCGCCCGCCCGCCUAAUCCCGGCCCCGGCACGGGGGGAUUUGCUGCGCCCCGGCCCCAUGAAUGAUUAA